AUGACUCAAAUCAUACCCGCAUUAACACAAAACUCGAAACUUUUAGUCAUCAACUUGUUGCAUUUAGCACUGACCCUAGCACCAACAGUUCAUGUGAACGAUUUAAGUUUGCCUUUUGGUAAUUGUCAAUGUUUUUUCAGACCUAUGGUUGAUUUGAUUGCGCUAUCGCCUUGUUGUGCUACUUGGGUUGAAACAUUUAAUCUUUGA
This is a messenger RNA of Clunio marinus, 207 nucleotides long. The record is from the annotation of a GenBank genome assembly. NCBI's taxonomy places the organism in Eukaryota, Metazoa, Arthropoda, Insecta, Diptera, Chironomidae.